Gopherus flavomarginatus (Mexican gopher tortoise) is the source of this 14088-nucleotide messenger RNA. RefSeq names its product zinc finger protein OZF-like. Gene Ontology annotation, biological process: negative regulation of transcription by RNA polymerase II. Gene Ontology annotation, molecular function: DNA-binding transcription repressor activity, RNA polymerase II-specific; DNA-binding transcription activator activity, RNA polymerase II-specific; RNA polymerase II cis-regulatory region sequence-specific DNA binding. Lineage: Eukaryota; Metazoa; Chordata; Testudines; Testudinidae. The coding region runs from base 6024 to 7772 and encodes 582 amino acids. The transcript is spliced from 5 exons. The record is from RefSeq and is a predicted model, not a curated record. Gene Ontology annotation, cellular component: nucleus.
GUCACUUCCGCUCCCGGGAGAGUCCGGAACUCCAUCUCCCAGCGCCCUCUCCAGCCCAGCUAAGGGAGGGGUUCAGCAGCUGAAACUGCGCAUGCUCCGUGCGAGCCCUGGGGAGAGGGUGAAUAAAGCUGCUGCUGCCGCCUCCGUGUGAGCCGGGCUGCAGAAUGACAUCCAUGUUUCGCUCCAGCUCAUCCCAUCCUCCCAUGACACAGGGAAGAGAAAUGGCUGCAGUGGAGCCAGCUCAGGGGCGUGUGACCUUCGAGGAGGUGGCUGUGUAUUUCACCAGGGAAGAGUGGGCUCUGCUGGCCCCCACUCAGAGAGCCCUCUACUGGGAUGUCAUGCAGGAGAACUAUGAGAAUGUGGCCUCACUGGGUAAGGGUUACUGUCCCCUCGGUUCUUGGAAGGGGAAAUGGAGAGUUAAGGUUUACACCAGCUCCACAGUGCCACCUCUAAUCUGCCCAGUUUCAGCAUCACCCCAAUAUGCCAGUGACACACACACUACCAGAGACCCUCUCCUGCUGCAGAACGCUUUAGGAACAGAGCACAGGAGCUGUAUCGCACAGUGUCAAAUAUCACCUGUUUGCUCGAGUAAAACUGAGGGUUAAGUGCAGCAUAAUCAACAGAAGCUUCCUAGGGGUCACCAGAUGAAAUUAAUAGGCAGCAGGUUUAAAACAAAUAAAAGGAAGUUCUUCACGCAGCGCACAGUCAACUUGUGGAACUCCUUACCUGAGGAGGUUGUGAAGGCUAGGACUAUUACAGCGUUUAAAAGAGAACUGGAUAAAUUAAUGAAGAUUAAGUCCAUAAAUGGCUAUUAGCCAGGAUGGGUAAGGAAUGGUGUCAUUAGCCUCUGUCAGUGGAUAGAGAUGGAUGAUAGGAGAGAGAUCACUUGAUCAUUGCCUGUUAGGUUCACUCCCUUUGUGGCACCUGGCAUUGGCCACUGUUGGUAGACAGGAUACUGGGCUAGAUGGACCUUUGGAUCUGACCUGGUUCAGCCAUUCUUAUGUUGUGUAUAUAUAUGUGCCAUUUGGUGCAAGGAGCUCCUGGCCCUCAGAGACCUUUUGGAGGCCAGGAUGUUAGCUUCUCCAGUUCCAAGAGAGGCAGAGAAGUAUAUUGAUGAGGCUUUCCGGGACACUAGAAUUGUCCCAGCUCCGGUCAGACAGCCCCCCGCACUGUUGAGGAGGAUGAAAGGCUCAGGGAAUUAGAGCAGUCAACAGGAGCAGAGGGAAAGCUUCUCAUAGUUGGGACCCUCCUUCCAGAUAGUGUAGAGGUAACCUCUUGCACUGAGGUUACCUCAGCAGGGGAGGGAACUCCAGUCAUUAAGAAAAGGGAGCUGUUAGUAAUGGGAGAUUCGAUCAUUAGAAACAAGGAUAUCAGGGUUUGUGAUGACCAGGAGAACCGUAUGGUGACUUGCCUGCCUGGUGCGUAGGUUGCGAAUUUCUCAAGGCAUCUAGAUAGAUUUAUGUGUAGUGCUGGGGAGGAGCCAGUGGUCAUGGUACAUGUAGAUACCAAUGACAUAGGGAAGGGUAGAUGAGACGUCCUGGAGGCCAAAUUUAAUCUGCUAGGAAAGAGACUGAAAUCCGGGACCUCUAUCAUGGCAUUCUCAGAAAUGCUCCCAUUUCCACGCGUAGACCCAGAUAGUCAGGCAGAGCUUCAGAGUCUCUGUGUGUGGAUGAGAUGAUGGUGUAGAGAGAUGAGGUUUAGAUUUAUUAGGAACUGGGGAAACUUUGAGAAUGGGGGAGCCUAUACAGGAAGGAUGGGCUCUACCUAAACCAAAGUGGAUCCAGACUGCUGGCACUUAACAUUAAAAAGGUUGCAGAGCAGUUUUUAAACUAAGCAAUGGGGGAAUGCCAAUGGCUGCAGAGGAGCCCGUGGAUCGGACAGAGACUUCUCUUAGAGGAGAGUGUAAUGAUAGAGAUUUUUCUAGUUUUAGUCAGGAAGAGAGGCUGGAAGAGGAUAAAGUAGGGGCCAGAUCAGACGAGAAGCAUUCACACAGAAAAGAAUCUAACAGAUCAGAAAAGGGCAGACAAAUAAACAAUGACAAGUUUUUAAAGUGCUUGUACACAAAUGCUAGAAGUGUAACUAAUAAGAUGGAUGAAUUAGAGUGCCUCGUGUUAAGAGGAUAUUGACAUAAUAGGCAUCACAGAAACCUGGUGGAGUGAUGACAAUCAAUGGGACACAAUCAUUCCAGGGUACAAAAUAUAUUGGAAGGACAGAGCACGUCAUAGUGGGGGGUGGGGAGGGUAGUGGCAGUGCAUGUUAAAGAAAGUGUAGACUCAAAUGAAGUAAAAAUCUUAAAUGAAACCGCAUGUUCCAUAGAAUCUGUAUGGAUUGUAAUUCCAUGCUCUAAUAAGAAUAUAACAAUAGGGAUCUAUUAUCGACCACCUGUCAAAGACAGUGAUAGAGAGGAUGAAAUGCGAAGGGAGAGUAGACAGGCUAUCAAAAUAAAGAGCUCCAUAAUAAUGGGAGAUUUCAAUUAUUCCCAUAUUGACUGGGUCCAGGUCAUCUCAGGACAAAAUGCAGAGACAAAAUUUCUCAAUACUUUAAAUGACUGUUUCUUGAAGCAGCUGGUACAAGAGCCCACAAGGGGAGAAGAAGCUCUCCAUUUAGUCCUGAGUGGAGCGCAGGAUCUUUUCCAAGAGGUAACUAUAACAGGACCGUUUGAAAAUAAUGAUCAUAAUAUAACAAAUUUUAACAGGCCUGUGGUGAGAAGAAUAGCUCAACACUAUGGCAUUUAAUUUCAGAAAGGAGAACUAUGAAAAAAUGAGUGGGUUAGUUAAACAGAAAUUAAAAGGUACAGUGACUAGAGUGAAAUCCCUGCAAGCUGCAUGGAGGCUUUUCAAAGACACAAUAUUAGAGGCCCAACUUAAAUGUAUACCCCAAAUUAAAAAACACAGCAAAAGCACUAAAAAGAGCCACUGUGGCUUGGCUUAACCAUGUAAAAGAAGCAGUGAAAGAUAAAAAGGUAUCUUUUAAAAAGUGGAAUUCAAAUCCUAGUGAGGUGUAUAUAGAAAGGAGCAUAAGUACAACCAAAUUAAGUGUAAAAAUGUAAUAAGAAAAGCCAAAAAGGAGUUUGAGGAACAACUAGCCAAAAGCUCAGAAGGUAAUAAAAAAAUGUUUAAGUACAUCAAAAGCAGGAAGCUUGCUAAAUAACCAGUGGGGCCCCUGGACGACUGAAAUACAAAAGGAGCCCUUAAAGACGAUAAAGUCAUUGCGAAGAAACUAAAUGCAUUCUUUGCUUCAGUCUUCAUGGCUGAAGAUGUUAGGGAGAUUCCCAAACCUUUUGUGGGUGACAAAUCUGAGGAAUUGCCACAGAUUGAAGUGUCACUAGAGGAGGUUUUGGAACGAAUUGAUAAACUUAACUGAAACAAGUCACCAGAACCAGAUGGUCUUUACCCAAGAGUUCUGAAGGAACUCAGAUGUGAAAUUGGGGAACUAUUAGCUAUGGUUUGUAACCUGUCUUUUAAGUCAGCUUCUGUGCCCAAUGACUGGAAGAUUGCUAAUGUAACGCCAAUAUUUAAAAAGGGCUCUAGAGGCGAUUCUGGCAAUUACAGACUGGUAAGUCUAACAUCUGUGCCAGGCAAAUUAGUUGAAACAAUAGUAAAAAAUAAAAUUGUCAGGCACAUAGAAGAAUAGAAAUUGUUGGGCAAAAGUCAACGUGGUUUCUGUAAAGGGAAAUCAUGUCUUACUAUUCUAUUAGAGUUCUUUGAAGGUGUCAACAAACAUGUAGACAAGGGGGAUCCAGUGGACAUAGUGUACUUAGAUUUCCAGAAAGCCUUUGACAAGGUCUCUCACGAAAAGCUCUUACAUAAAUUAAGUUAUCAUGGGAUAAGAGGGAAGAUCUUUUCAUGGAUUGAGAACUCGUUAAAAGACAGGGAACAAAGGGUAGGAAUAAAUGGUAAAUUUUCAGAAUGAAGAGGAGUAACUAGUGGUAUUCCCCAAGCAUCAGUCCUAGAACCAAUCCUAUUCAACUUAUUCUUAAAUGAUCUGGAGAAAGGGGUAAACAGUGAGGUGGCAAAGUUUGCAGAUGAUACUAAACUGUUCAAGAUAGUUAAGACCAAAGCAGACUGUGAAGAACUUCAAAAAGAUCUCACAAAACUAAGUGAUUGGGCAACAAAAUGGCAAAUGAAAUUUAAUGUGGAUAAAUGUAAAGUAAUGCACAUUGGAAAAUAUAACCCCGAUUAUAUAUAUAAUAUGACCGGGGCAAAUUUAGCUACAACUAAUCAGGAAAAAGAUCUUCUUGUUAUUGUGGAUAGUUCUCUGAAGACGUCCAGCAGUGUGCAGCAGAAGUCAAAAAAGCAAACAGGAUAUUAGGAAUUGUUUAAAAAGGGAUAGACAAUAAUACAGAGAAUAUCUUAUUGCCCUUAUAUAAAUCAAUGGAAAUGACUAAUUUAGACCCCAUCAUUUUAUAUGUAUAUUUGGGAUUAUGUUUUCCAAUGGGCUGCACUAUGUGCUACUCUGACAUCUAGUACUGCUGAGAUCCUGCAUUCAGUAAUAUCCUUUCCUGUUCCCUUUCUCCACUGAACCCCACCAGCCCAUGGUUACUGUUCCCAGCUUCCCCGGGACUCUCUCUUUGUCUCUGGACCUCUCUGUCAGCAAGAAGCAGUGCCAGGGAGACUAGCUCUCUGUCUGGAGACUUCGAUUUCUGGGAUGUGGAUUUAUUUUCUAUGUGUUUUAGGAGACUUUGAAAUUGAGUGUCUGUGACAUUAAGCACAGUACAAUCUGGAGUACUGAACAGCUGCGUCCCCUCCGAUCCCCAGGCUGGGGUGCCUUUUACACUGCUCUACUGUGAGAGCCGCCACUCCAGGGCAGUUAACACACAGUCUCCGGCAUGUAAGUCACUCCCAGCUUCACAGUAUUGGGUGCUGCUCGUCAGCAACUCCCGAAUGACAGUACCCACUGGAGAACCCCAGAAAAUUCUCUGCUCCCAGACAUCCUCCAGAAAUGUGUAUCUUGUCCUGUCCAGCACACUUCUGAACAAUGAGAGCUCAUAUGAAAUCUGUUGUUUCAUCAAUGGAAAAUGACAUUCACCAGCCUUGUUAUCCCAAAUGGAGUUUCCAACACACUUUAAUCCAACCACACUGGUUAGAUAAAACAAUAAACCAAGAUUGUUAACUACUGAAAAAAUAAAAAGAUUUUCAGUGACUAUAAGUGAUGAAGCAUAAAAGUCAGACUUGUUUACAAAAGAAAUGCAAGAGAAAACACAAACAAAUGUUUAACUUAACAAGCUAAAACAGAUUUCAAACAAAUGUUUCUCUCACCAUCUGCUGACAGGCUGGCUUUCCUUUCAGCCAGGAAUCCCUCUAACCUGCCCCUGCUGCCCACAUUCAGUUCUUCAGGAGUUGUCAUGAGCAGAGGGAAAGGGGAGAGAGAGUCUCAUGUAUUUUCCUCGCCUCUUUUUAUAAUUCAGUCCUUUGUACUAGAAACAAAUUCAGUUCUCAGCUGAGUCAUGGUGACAGGCAGUCGUAGAUAUGAGCUUCAAGUGGUCCCUGUGAUGGAAUGUAAAUGUCUUCUUCACACCUUCCCCUUCCUGGAGAAUGGCUAUUUGACCAGCUGUUUGCCUUGCUGUCUCUGAGGAACUUAGGGUUGCAACUUUUUCAGUAAUAUCAUACCAUAAAAUCUCAUCACUUUACAUACAAUGUUGCUACACAUUUUAAGGAGGAUAUUCAGUAGAUUGUCUUUUCAAAUGUUACCUCACAAGUCAUACUGUGAUAAAUGAAGAGGAGGGGAGGGAUCUUCCUUUUCUAAACACCCAGCCAGCCAGAUUGCUGUAAAAUCCUUGUUGGUGUGAUUUCUCUGUUUGCUUUACCUGUAAAGGGUUAACAAGCCCACAGGUAAAAGAAAAGUAGUGGGCAUCUGACCAAAUGAGCCAAUGGAAAAGCUGGAACUUUUUUAAAUGGGACAGUAACUUUCCGUUUGUCUGUUGUUCUCCGGAGAAGGUGACACGGAGUAGCAAUGCUGUGUAUGGCUUGAACCAGGUUUGAAAAUUCAUCGUCCAUACCUAGAAGAAAUGAUUUGGACAGAGAAUGUUUAGACAGACACAAUCAGAGUUUCCAGUUUCCAAAACUCAUAUAAUCUCCCAGCUGGCACAAGGGGCAGAGCCAUGGGUUCCAGACCUCCAGGGCUCAGAGGAAAGAGCGCUCCUAAGAGUUCCCUGCACAGCAGGUGACGCAAUGGUAUGUGAGAGAGAGGAGCAGAAUUCUCAGCAGGAAAAUGUUGAGCAAGUGGCUAAACACAGAGAAUUAUCGAAGAGGAAUGUGUCCAGGAGUCAUGAGCAGGGAAAAUCCUGUGAGAUUCAGCACAGACCAGAAAGAGAGCAAGGAAACCAGCCAGGGGAGAAAAUGGGUAAAUUUAUUUCCUGUCGGGGAACUCAGAAGAGCGUCAAGGAAACCACAACACAGCAGGAAAUCCUCAUGGGAAAGAGGAAAAAUACAUGCACUGAGUGUGGAAAAACCUUCACUUGCAGCUCAGACCUUUCUCAACAUCAGAGAAUCCACACAGGGAAGAAGCCCUAUGAAUGCCAUGAGUGUGGGAAAACCUUCACUUACAGAUCAAAUCUUGUUAAUCAUAAGAGAAUCCACACAGGGGAGAGGCCCUAUGAAUGUCGUGAGUGUGGGAAAAGCUUCACUCGCAGCUUGCACCUUCUUAUCCAUCUCAGAAUCCACACAGGAGAGAGGCCUUUUGAAUGCAGUGAGUGUGGGAAAAGCUUCACUCGCAGCUUUCAGCUUACUAGGCAUCAGAGAAUCCACACAGGGGAGCGGCCCUAUGAAUGCCGUGAGUGUGGGAAAAGCUUCACUUGCAGCUCAAACCUUUCUCAACAUCAGAGAAUCCACACAGGGAAGAAGCCCUAUGAAUGCCAUGAGUGUGAGAAAAGCUUCACUAGCAGCUCAGGCCUUUUUCAACAUCAGAGAAUCCACACAGGGGAGAGGCCCUUUGAAUGCAGUGAGUGUGGGAAAAGCUUCACUCAGAGCUUUUGCCUUACUAGGCAUCAGAGAAUCCACACAGGGAAGAAGCCCUAUGUAUGCAGUGUGUGUGGGAAAAGCUUCACUCACAGCUUUUGCCUUUCUCAACAUCAGAGAAUCCACACAGGGGAGAAGCCUUUUGAAUGUAGUGAGUGUGAGAAAAGCUUCACUUGCAAGUCAAGCCUUAUUACCCAUCUCAGAAUCCACACAGGGGAGAGGCCCUAUAAAUGCAGUGAGUGUGGGAAAAGCUUCAGUUGCAAUUCAAACCUUAUUAUGCAUCUCAGAAUCCACACAGGGGAGAGGCCCUAUAAAUGCAGUGAGUGUGGGAAAAGCUUCACUGACAGCUCAGCCCUUUCUAAACAUCAGAGAAUCCACACAGGAGAGAGGCCCUAUGAAUGCAGUGAGUGUGGGAAAAGCUUUAUUACCAGCUCAGAACUUUCUGUUCAUCAGAGAAUCCACACAGGGGAGAGGCCCUAUAAAUGCAGUGAGUGUGGGAAAAGCUUCAAUUGCAAUUCAAACCUUAUUAUCCAUCUCAGAAUCCACACAGGGGAGAGGCCCUAUAAAUGCAGUGAGUGUGGAAAAGGUUUCUCUAGCAGCUAUCACCUUACUAGGCAUCAGAGAAUUCACACAGGGGAGGGGCCCUAUGUAUGCAGUGAUUGUGGGAAAAACUUCAUUCACCGCCAGCAGCUUAUUAGCCAUCAGAGAAUCCACACAGGUAUCAGACCUAUGGAAGCAGUGAGUGUGGGAAAACUUGUCUUGCCACUGAGCCCAUGUGAGCCAUCAGAGAAUCUGCAAGGGGGAUCAACACCAUAAAACCCUCUAGGGCUAUCAAUACUUCAAUACUUUCCUGAUUCCCACAGAGUAACUUUUAAAAGCUGUUUGAAGCACCGAUAUCCCUCAGCUUGCCCAUAUGAGUGAGUGGCCCAUUUUUGCAUUUUGCAGUUUGACCUCUUUGAGGUGGACUCAUUUGUCCUUUCUAUCAACUCCAUUCUCCCAUGAGUAAUUCUAGUGUGCCCUUCCUAUCAGGAACCAGGGAGCAUCACAUUUAUACCAGUCCUCCUAUUGCAAAGUUAUUGUUAGUCACCAGUGAUACAGAUUGUAUCAUUGCCAAUUGUUCUCAUGCUGUGCUGAAGAGCAGUUAUAAUGGGAACUUUUCAUAUUACAUUUAAAUGAAGAGGAGCAGGGGCAGGAAAAAAGUGUCAUUUCAGCCUCUGUGGUACUGGAAGGAGAUGUAAAAAGCGACAGAGUCCUGUGGCACCUUAUAGACUAAAAUACGUAUUGGAGCAUAAGCAAUAUACAAAAACCUGUAGAAGAACACUUCAAUCUCCCUGGACACACAGUAGCAGACUUAAAAGUAGCCAUCCUGCAGCAAAAAUACUUCAGGGCCAGGCUUCAAAGAGAAACUGCUGAGCUUCAGUUAAUCUGCAAAUUUGACACCAUCAGCUCAGGAUUAAACAGACUGUGAAUGGCUUGCCAACUACAAAAGCAGUUUCUCCUCCCUUGGUGUUCACACCUCAACUGGUAGAAGAGGGCCUCAUCCUCCCUGAUUGAACUAACCUCCUUAUCUCUAGACUGAUUCUUGCCUGCAUAUUUAUACCCUCCUCUGGAAAUUUCCACUACAUGCAUCUGACAAAGUGGGGAUUCACCCACGAAAGCUUAUGCGCCAAAAUGGCUGUUAGUCUACAAGGUGCCACAGGACUCUUUGUCAUGUGUUACAGAUCCAUAUUAACACAGCUACCCCUCUGAUACUUGGAAGGAGAUGGGGUGACUCAGAGAUUCCCUCCUUUCCCAUCAUGGCAGAACUGUUACCUUUUGUCUGAGCCAGGCAGAGUUUAUCGUCAUCACAUUCUACCCCUCCACUUCUCAAAGUGUCAUGGGAUGAAGUGUUCUCAGUUGUCUGUGCUUGGAGAUGAUGCUUUGACUUAUUUAAUCCUAUACCAGAGUUGCUAUGAUUGGAGAUGAAAGUAUCAAAGAGCAAGAAGGGGAAUUCAAAUGGAUCCUAAAUGCGGUGUGAUCAUUUCGAGUUUAAAUCUCAGGUUCCAUCUAUUGGUCAAGCCAGUUCUGGCAAGGUGGCUGCUUUUCCCCCCAUUAUGGGAAUUCUAGGAUACUAAACAUGUUGUAAAUAACUUAACUGACUGUUGAGACAGUGCUCAGUGAAAUAUGUCUGAGUGGAUCAGAGAAGAAUGUGGUGGGAGAAUCUCUUGUCCUGAUUCUAAAUACUUAGAUGGAACCUGCUCUGGAAUUUCAAUUUACACUUUCAUUGUCAUGUAUUCUAUCUCUCUGUGAUCUGGGUUUCUCUCUUUCUUGAUGACUAUGUGGUCACACAAUUAGAUAUUAGUUCAGCUCAGAUUUAUUGGAGAAUUUAAGACAAAUGACCAUUUGCUGAAGUCAUCAUUUCUCACUUCAGCUUUGCUUUUUCCCCAUCCUUCCGUGAUAAUAUGGAGAAAGUUCAAGUGCAGUUCUGUCAAUAGGAGAGGACUCUCCAAUUUACUGGCCAUGCUAACAAAGACACAGCAGUGACUUAAAAUCUCCACUUGGAAAUGUUGAAAAACAGCAGACCGGACUAACUGAAGGAAGUGCAUAUGACCACAGUGUAGUUCAAUUGUUUAAAUCAAUAUUGUCUCAGAUGGCUGUGUUGACAGGUGAAGGCCUCCUGCUGAUGUCACGCUAUCUACACAGGGGAUUAGAGAUGUGUAACUACGUUGCUCACCUGUGUCGAUUUUUCACACCCCUGAGCAAUAAUUAUACCGAUAAAUGUCUUUAGUGUAACCCAGACAGUUUUCUCUUGUAUUUUCUGCAUUUGUAUCACUUCUCCCCUACUUCCUACUAUUCUGAAAGAUUUAAAGUGUGAAAAGAGGUAUUUUUCCUCAUGAUGCUAACAUUCCCCCUUCCACCGACACGUGUGGCAGAAGAACCACAGAGAUAUGAACUCACAGAAGUGUUGGGACAAAGCACAACUUGAGCCAAGGUUCAGUUGUUGGCAAUGGGGAUUAAAAGAAAACUAACAUAUGUGAUCAGAAUUUGUGAUCUUUGACUAUAUUAGUGUUACUAGUGAAAAUGAAAUUAUAGGUGGUGUUACUGAUGAAAGAGUAAGAGACUAAUUGUUUGAUAAUCUGAAUUAUUUUGGAAAACUGAAAGUUGUCUUUUUUUCUUCUUUUAGUUGUACAGGAAAUGAUGGUUAAUCUUCAAAAGUUAAUUUGAUUUAAUUUACUCCCUGUAGUGUAAGGAGUUCUGGUAGAAAACCUCACUCCAAAGGUUGGAGUGGGAGAGUAGGUGUUAGAAAGAGUAUAUAAGAGAAUAUUGGGCCUGUAUAGAUUUUAUUUUUUUGUAUUUCAAAUAGAGCAUAUUUUACUUAGCUUCAAAGUCAAUUUCUGUUAAAAGGAAAACUACUCGAGGAGACAAGUUGUAUAAUUUUUACCCACUUACACUGUAAGCGUCACUGACUUCCCCACUUCUCUAAUUUGCAAAGGAAAGGCCUGACAUCUGUCAUAGGACAUGUCCAACAGGUAGGAAAGCUGCAGUUGUCAACCAUCAAUACCAGGGAAAAGGUUGAAGUCCAUUGCCUUUCAUAUCUAAAAGCCAUCUAGAGGCUAGUCUACACUGAAAAGGUGUGUUGACAUGGCCACAUCUCUCAGGGGUAUGAAAAAUCCACUCCACUGAGAGAAGUAGUUAAUGUGACCCAAGUCCCAGUGUAGACAGUGUUAUGUUGUUAGAAGAAUAUUUCCGGUGUUUGAAAGGUAGACACAGCCUUAGACAGACUGAUCCCCUCUGGGAAGCGAGUCAUGACAUCAAUUCCAGUUUUGACCCAUCUCCCUUUAUGUGAGAAAGCUGCUAGUAUGGAGGGCUGAGCCAGCUGUCUGAUCACCUGGUUCAACUGAGGGAAAAGCUCUAAUUACCCAUCAGUCCAAAGACUGAGAGAAUUGUUGAGGUCCAACCAUUGCCAUUUUAGUAUUUUAUUGUUCCUUUCUCUCUGUUUUGUAUUGGCCUUUCUCUUCUGUCAGAGAGUGACUGUAUAGCUCAGUGCAUGCGUGAGAAAUGCUCUUUGGUGCCAAUUGGCAGAGAGGACAAAGUAAUUCACAAGAAACUCCUGCCUCAGACCUGACAAACUCACACCUAAUGCUCUGAUUUUUAUGAUAUUUAUCCAGGAAGCAUAGCAGUGAGAUCUCUACUGAAAGCUUGUAAAUUAUUAUUACUCCUGAUCACUGCAAGAGGUGUGUAUGAGUCCUAUUGAAGGAGUCAUGUAAGUAUAUGGAAAAUUAUGCCCAUAUGGUAUUGUCAUGAAAGUGAGUCAUCCCAAUCAAAGUUCUUGUUGGGAAUGGCCCAUUCAAGUGGGAGGGAAUUGUCCCCUGUCCAUUGCUAGCCAGUUAUGUGAUGUGUUGCUGCAUUGUCAACCUUUUCACUAGCCCAGAAAAGCCAAUGGAAAACUAUCAAAGACAAAUUAUAGACAUCGAAACCCUGUGGAAGUGUGAAUGACAAUGAGGAAAUGGUCCUUUCUGUGAAUAUGCACAAAAGACUGAUUCAUUUUAUAACAGGAUGGUGCGGAACACUCUGGGUCCAUUCACCAAGGAGAUCACUAAUGACCAGUGGUGCUUCAAGAAAGGCAGGGCUCUGGCUCCUAGGGACUAGCAGUCACUGCAGUAGACUGUCACCUCAGACUUCAAUCUACUUAGGUAGGAAAGGUAACUAUUAAAAAGUGUAGGUUGCAUUUUGUGAUUUUGUUUUGUUGGUAACGGUUGGUUUCCAUCAUUAAUAUUUGUUUGUUUAAAUUUCUGUCCCUUGUUAAAGAAUUUCCCUUUGUUCAAUAACUGUGCUCAAGUGCUAUGUGUGAUCCAGUAGCAGUGGGCUACAGUAAAACUGGUAACCUGGGCUGUACCAUUGCUUCUGGCAGAGAGGAUCUGGGAUUUUUCUGAGCCCUGGUCUACUCUAGGGGAGGGAAUCAAUCUAAGUUACGCAACUUCAGCUACAUGAAUAACGUAGCUGAAGUCGAUGUACUUAGAUCGACUUACCGUGGUGUCUUCAUCGCGGUGAGUCGACUGCUGCAGCUCCCCGGUAGACUCUGCCUGCGCCUCUCACCGAGCUGGAGUACAGUGGUUGACAGAAGAGUACUCGAAGAUCGAUUUAUUGCAUCUACACUAGAGGCAGUAUAUCGACUCCCCGCUGGAUCGAUCACUGCCUGCCGAUUCAACAGCUAGUAUAGACAUACCCCGAGUAUCUGGUGAUUGGAGCUGGACCUCAGAAGGGGACACACUGAAGGAACUCGGGUUAAGGUGCCUUUAUUGUCAACGGUCAAGGUUGCUGUAGCUCAGAGGACGGUGCUUGACUGCCUGACAGGCUGAUGAGUUUGGUCACCAACAUCCAGCUGCCAAAUGCAAACGUCCCUGUUCCACGUGGCAGGUGGCCACAAGGAGACUCAUGGCCCUCGGCACCCUGGGAAGGGUCACAAUGUUCAUCUAUGUUGAUCCACAAAGGGAAAGCUCCCUAUAGCAUAAAACUCUGCCCUGUGAAAUCAUAGAACAUGUGCUCUUCGCUCUGUGAAAGCACAUAAAGAAUCCAAGCGCUGGAGGGUAGGGUUUGGGUCCAGAGUGACCUAGACACAUUGGAGGAUUGAGCCAAAAGAAAUCUGAUGAGGUUCAACAAGCACAAGUGCAGAUUCCUACAUUUAGGAUGGAAGAGUCCGAUGCACCGCUACAGGCUGGGGACAGACUGGCUAAGUGGCAGUUCUGCAGAAAAGAACCUGGGGAUUACAGUGGACAAGAAGCUGGAUGUGUAAAUAAUGUGCCCUUUUUGCCAGGAAGGUUAACAGAAUAUUGGGCAACAUUAGUAGGAAUGUUGUCAGCAGAUUGAGGGAAGUGAUUAUUCCCUUCUAUUUGGCACUGAUGUGGCCACAUCUGGAGUACUGCAUCCAGUUUUCGGCGCCCCGCUACAGAAAGGAUGUGGACAAAUUGGAGAGUGUUCAGCGGAGGGCAACAAAAAUUAUUAGGAGACCUAGCAAUAUGAUUUAUGAAGAGAAGGUGAGGGAACUGGAGUUAUUUAGUCUACAGAAGAGAAGAGUGAGGAGGGAUUUGAUAGCAGCCUUCAACUACCUGAAGGGGGAUUCCAAAGAGGAGGGAGCUCGGCUGUUCUCAGUGAUGGUAGAUGACAGAACAAGGAGCAAUGCUCUCAAGUUGCAUGGGGGGAGAUCUAGGUUGGAUAUUAGGAAAAACUUUUACACGCACAGGGUGGUGAAGCACUGGAAUGGGUUCCCUAGGGAGGUGGUACAAUCGCCAUCCUUCGAGGUUUAUAAGGUCUGGCUUGACAGAGGGGGCUGCAUUCCUGUGCCAAACAGUCACUGGAAGGAGGCAGACAAAGGCCUUUAAAUUGAGGUGUCCAUCACUGUCAAAAUAUCAUCUCCCUCCUUCAGCUCACUGGCAGCCUGAAUUUCUUCCUUAUCCUACCACAGUCUUGUCUAGACUUAGCACUAUCCAGCCCCUCUGUAUGUAGUGGGCAAAAACCACAAACCUUGUCUUUAAAACAAGCUGUCCCCUUCCUUCUUAGGGAAGAUUUUCUAUGAUUGAAGUUGAGCUUCACUUCCCCUCUCCUAGGGGCAGGUUGGGUGUGGGGCCAGCUCCCAAUGAGAUCUGUUUUCACCUUUGCCCCCUAACUCUGCUCCCAGCUGUCAGGCGGCUUCCAGCCCAUCCACCCUGCAUACUAGCUCCAUGGUCAUGUGUCACCCCCUUUGCCAGCACACGUAGCCUGCAGGAAAGCUGCUCCUGCCAGCUGUGGUGGUGCUAUAGUGGUGAGCAUAGCUGCCUUCCAAACAGUUGAACAGCUGGCUUCAAUUCCCAGCCAAUGCAAUAAUGGCUUUUCUCUUUUGUUGGUUCCUUGUCUAGAAGUGGUUUAAUUUCAGUCACAUUGUGUUACAAUCACAUUAUCAAUAGAAUGAAGCAAUAAAUGUGUCAAAGCCCAGCAGGACACACAGGAGGGAGGGAUACCAGGGGCUGGAAUGUGUCAUCUGAGAAGACAGAACACUUGGAAACCUGCAUCUCCCAUCCCCUGGCCUUCUGUGUUCUGAUUCCAGCUGUGCGCGAUGUUUGUAUCAUGUUUCUGCAUGAUGGGGAAAUAAAGUUUUGAGUCAGUUUUUGCUCCUACA